Molecule: messenger RNA, 2609 nt
Organism: Radiomyces spectabilis
Lineage: Eukaryota; Fungi; Mucoromycota; Mucoromycetes; Mucorales; Radiomycetaceae
Exons: 4
Coding region: 20-2440 (806 amino acids)
Molecular function (GO): phosphatidylinositol binding
Source: RefSeq, a predicted model, not a curated record
UGCCAUUGUCUUUUUCGUCAUGAACUUGACUCCAAACCAACUCCAUUAUCUCAAACGUGAACUCAUUACCAUUCAGUUACAUGAGGAACUGAACAGGUUACGUAAGAACCACCAGCUUGCUGACUUGCUGGAUAAAGACCACCCCUCGACCGAUCUUCCGUUUUUGCGCUAUAUCUUCCAGCACUUCGUCUUGGAGUUUCCACUGCUCGAGAAGAACAACGAGAAGCAAUUCUGGGAUAAGGUGCAGACUUUUCUCGAUGAUUUUUGUGCUCUCAAGCUCGACACCUAUGCGCCCAAGCACAAAGGAGCCACCCAGCGCCGCGUCUUGCUCUACAAGCUCGAACAAAUGCUCACCAUCGCUCUGUCCGCUACUAUCAAGACAGUGCAAGGCCAGGAAGAAAGCAUUCAUGUGCUUCCACAGGACAUUCACAAUGAUGAUACCGAACUCGCCAACGCAAUAUCCAAAGAUUUGUCCUUGCUAGAAAAUGACGACACUUACCUCGAGUGGAUUGGCACCAAUGAUCUGUUUAUCAAUGUGGUCACCGUUCGCGAAGUGAGCGAACGUCGCACCAUCCGAGAGCAUCAACAUGCCGAAUUUGUGGUUCAAACACUUUUCGCAGAUACCGAGAAAUCACCCGCUUACGUAGCUCGUCGUCAUGGUCAUUUCCGCCAACUUGAGGAUGACUUGAAAAAAGCCUUUCCAACCUUGGACAUUCCCUCGGUCCCAAGCAAAGUGCGUGAUGUAGCCAGUGGUAACGGAAAAUCGAAUCAGCAUUUAUACCGCGAGAAAGAUCGGAUCCUUUUGCGCUCGUUUUUGCGGCAAAUAGCGACAGACAGUAAACUGGCUAAAAGCACCGUGUUUCAAGACUUCUUGACACGUGACACUUUUCAACUGUCGGCGGAAGAAAAGGCCGACAGCGAGAAACGUUGGGAAAUGGAUCAGAAACGUGCGGCGGAGGAGAAACGAUUUCGCGAAGAAGUGGAUCGUAAAGUGAUGGAACUCAAUGAUCUGCUGGAUAUGCUGAAAAAGCGUGUGAUGCAAAAAGGCGGGCUGAUCGAGAUUUUCGAUAUCAUUAAAAAGACGGAACAAAUCCAAGACUUGCCGGCGCCGCUGUUGAAGGCAUUUGAAUGGGGAAGAAUCAAUUUCGCCUUUGUGCUUCAUACUCAAUUUGUUACGUCGGAUCGGUCGGCAGAAAAUAUCGCCAGUUUGAAACGAACCCAUUCUUUGAUGCCGUAUCGCGCGGUUGCACAAAUCCUGAAAUUUUCCAACCCCUUUUCAAUGGUCAAAGGAGUGCUGGAUCUGUUCUUGGCCCAACCGUUUGGCGGCCGUAGUUUAUUUCAAAGAAUUAUACUGGCCAAUAUGCACGAUGAAGCCAAGGAGUUGCAGAAGAAUAUCGAGGAAUUGGAAAAGAGUAUCAAUGACGAGCCAUUAUGUCAAAAGCUGCGAAAUGCCGUGGACACCGAAGCACCUCCUUACAACCAACGUAAUGGACCAGUCCACAAACGUCCGAUCACCGAGACCCUCGAUGUAUUACGCAACGAAGAUAUUGCGCCUGUUCUCAGUGCCGAUCAAAUCAUGAAGGUCGCUUUUGCCAAUGAUGCGCGACAGACUGAAUCCCGCCUUCUCGUCAAGAAGCUCUAUCAGCUAUGGCUGCUUUACGCCCGCAAGCGUGAGCAAGAAAUCAUGAUGACCUUGGUGUUCCAGGGCGUCACAGGAGAGUUGUUGAAAGAAAUCUUUGCCAUCUUUUAUCAACCACUGGCGCAAGUGUAUAAAGCAGCCAACAUUGGCGACUCUAUUCAGCAUUUGGCAGCUUUCAUUGAAGAUCUGAUCAAGCUACUCGAUUCUCUGGAUGCAGACGAUGUCACCAACACCGCUCAACCGUUUAUUGAACUGGUGCAACGCCAUGAACAACGGUUUUAUUUCUUUGUUCAUAAUGUCCAUGCUCAGGAUAAGUCCCAUUUGUUUGAUGAAUUGUUGGGCUAUGUGGACAAUAUGUUUGCUUUCUUAUCGAACGGUAUUUCUGGGAAACUGGAUUUGGACCAGACAAUCAAAGACGCGGGGAUCGAUGAUCAGCAGCAAGAAACUCUUUUGCAGGAACUGGAAGCCGUGUGUGAUUACCACCGUCGCAGAAAGGAGCAACAUCUUCGUCGACGACGUGAAAAGUUGAUGGUGCAGGAUACCACUGUGGAAUCGCGACAGCAAGCCAAUGAAGCCUUCAACUUCUUACCCAAUCAUGCCGAGGUGAUGACCAUGAUCGAUGAUAUGGAUGAACUGAAUUAUGACAGCGAUUCGUCCUCGGAUGAAGACGAUAUUGACGAAACAAACAGUCCCACGGCUCAUGAAAUGACGCUCCAAGCCCCGGAACUGGUAGUCUUGCCACGAAUCGUUCCUGCAUUUGUUCAAAACGUCACCAAACUCAUGGCUGCCUCCGGUAUAUGAUCAAUUGUUUCUUCAUCGAGUAGAUAUAUUCCCUCCGCGAUAACACAAUCCUUGCAAUGUAUUCACAUCGUAGCUAGCGAUCUAGCUGAAUAAAAUGAAUCAUCUAUGUCAUACCAUACUCUCUUAUUCUUUUAUAAACAUGGACCGGAAGAGAAUGAUCCUAUUGAGG